AUGUAUUUCAAUGCCAUACUGUUGAUCCUAUUGUGCCUGAGAUUAUCUGACUCAAAUAAUGUCACCAUUAGAGCAAGAACUGUUACAGCUUUCUUGGAACAAUAUGAAGCCUAUAAAGAUAUUGUUAUGAUACACUUGAAGGUACCUCAAGAUACACUAUUUGCAUCUUUCAAAUUCAAAGCUGAAGAGACACAAAUGUCUAUAUUUGGCUGUGCCAUCAGAAAUGUUUCAUUAUAUCUAAAACAUGGUGCUCCACCUGUAAUAAAUCCAGAUGGGUCACCUUUUCCAAAAACAUUCAAAAACAUAACAAGAUGUGAGAUGUUCAACUUGGAAAUGAGAACAGAUAAUAAGGAAUCCUAUAUUAAUAUCAGUUCUCCUGAGCCAGGAACUUAUUUUGCUGCCACUUUUCUAUCUUACUCAGACCCAAAAUAUAAUGCAAUUCAGCAAGAAGGAUUGAGACCCUCUUGCUAUGCCAGUGUAGAAGCAACUUUGUACACAAAUAAAGUUGAUGAUGCAUUGAUUAUAGCUGAAGGUGGUAUUAUUCAAGUAAUUCUAACAUCCACUGAAAGUAGGUAUUUCAAAUUCUUUGUUCCCAAUAUAAAUGAUCAUGGUUUAGUGAGCCUAAAAGAUAUUAAUCAUUCUGAAAAUGUGAAACAGUUGAUAUUUCGCAUGGAUUCAAAUAAACCACCUACUCCAGCAAUUCAUCAAAUAGAACACAUCAUUGAUGAGAAUGUUAAUUCCACUACUGUUCAUUUUCAAGCUAAACCAGAUAGUUGGCAUUAUAUUGAAUUGAAACUGGCUGAAAAUGUUACUUACAAGCAGGAAAGCCAUUGCAAUUUGGCCUUCACAUUGAAUCUAUUUACCAGCAAACUUGUUGAAGAAUCCAGUGAUUAUGAUUUGCUACAAAAUGAAACAUAUUUCAAUAAUUCUAUCACAAAGACAUUCCAUAAUUCUAAGAUCACUGAUUUGAGUCCUUACAAACAAUAUGACCUCCUAAGGGAAGCCAGUUCAGACAGUUUUUUAUUUUCCUAUGAGCUGAAACAAGAAUUUAAUUCCAAAAUUGCCAUUCCCAUAAACAUGACCAAUACCCACUUCUCUCUCCUGAAAUUUAAAAUUCGUGAUGGUACUGAUGUGGGAGGUACUCUACAGUUCAUCAUGGCAUUCAAGCCAAGAGUAAGAAGAAGCACUUCAAGAAUUGUUCUUGAACCAGAGCCAGAAAACCAAGUUAUAGUUGCUUGUAUUAGAAAGGGAAUUAUUGAAGUUCCUACCUGGCCAAAUAGUUGUGUUUCAAAUGGUGUAGAAAAACCUGCACAACUCAUUCUCAACAAAACUAUAGAAAAUUCAACAAUCCUCAUACCAUACCCUGAAAGUGGGAUGUGGUAUGCCACCUUCAAACUAUUCUGUGGUACUUGUGUACCUUGUAACUGUCCACAGCAUUGUCAAGAACAGUAUGAAGACUGUACAAAGGAUUGCUAUCUCAACUGUGUAAUAGAGGGUAACUGUGAACUUUGUUCAGUAAAUUGUAGUAAACAAAUAAUAGCUUCUGAUGAAUGCAAAGGCUGUAACUGUGAUGGACCCUGUUUGAAAAAUGAAAAUGUGACUUGCAAUUCCAGCAUUGUGUUUGAUAUUGGUUCCCACCCUUGUAUCUUUGGACAGUGUUCUAGAAAUGGGAGGUGCAUGUAUAUGGUCUCAGAUGGCGUUGUUUUCUCUACUUGUGUCUGCAUGAACAAAUACAGAGGUUGGGACUGUUCAGAUGAUUCUCAAGCAACUCCUUACUAUAUGGUGGUAAUUGAACUAGUGCUCUUGGUUCUCAGCAAUCUCAUGUUCCUCCCUGCUGUAUAUGUAGCAUUCAAAAGAAAAUUCUACAUAGAAGCCAUCUGCUACUUUUCCAUAUGUUUCUUCUCUACAUUUUACCACGCUUGUGACGCAGGUGAAAAUAUAAUAAGUUUCUGCUUAGUACGUUUAUCUGCAUUACAGUUCGGCGAUUUUUUUUGUGCUCUCUUGGCGAUAUGGGUAACUUUGAUUGCUAUCGCCGACCUAUCGGAAAUGAGAAGGUCAGUUUUCCAUAUGGUUGGAGCGAUUAUUUUAGCGUUCUGCACAACGAUCAAUAAGACUGCCUUGUGGAUAUUCACUCUUCCUGUUUGUAGUGGCCUUUUCAUCAUUUCCAUUAGCUGGUAUUUGAAGUAUCGAACGGUAAAAUCCAGGUUUGCAAAUAGAAGAUAUCUGUAUUAUAAUAUUCCAAUUGGGGCAGGAAUUGUCACUGUAGGGUUGGUAAUGUAUGCAUUUUUGCAAACCAAAGAUAACUAUAAAUAUUUGCAUAGCAUCUGGCACAUGAUAAUGGCUGUAGCUCUAGUUGUAGUUUUACCAAAACCAAAUACAUUCCUACCCGAAGUGUUACUUUAG
Phaedon cochleariae (mustard beetle) is the source of this 2403-nucleotide messenger RNA. The record is from the annotation of a GenBank genome assembly. Lineage: Eukaryota; Metazoa; Arthropoda; Insecta; Coleoptera; Chrysomelidae.